This is a messenger RNA of Pogona vitticeps (central bearded dragon), 1375 nucleotides long. RefSeq names its product protein O-mannose kinase (gene POMK). Lineage: Eukaryota; Metazoa; Chordata; Lepidosauria; Squamata; Agamidae. Gene Ontology annotation, biological process: protein phosphorylation; carbohydrate phosphorylation; protein O-linked glycosylation. Gene Ontology annotation, cellular component: endoplasmic reticulum membrane. Gene Ontology annotation, molecular function: protein kinase activity; ATP binding; carbohydrate kinase activity. The record is from RefSeq and is a predicted model, not a curated record.
GGGGGCAGCGGUGGCGGCGAGAGGCGAGAGCCGGGGGCGGCGGCGGGGAAGGGGGGCUGGGUGCCGAGACAAAAGGGCCCACGCUGAGGGGCGGUGAUGCUUACCGUGGGGCUGAGCCAAGCCGGACAGCAGGACGGCGACAAGCGCCCCCGCCAGAAAAUCUGAAAGAUGACAAUUUCAGCAUGGAGAAAAAGUCCUAUGACAUGAAAACUGAUCUUAUGCAGAAGUUGAUCCCUCCAGCCUUGCUUCUGAUUGUGGUUCUGCUGCUUGUGAACCUGCUCCUUUAUCAAUAUUUCAACAAUGCAUACUUUUUCUAUGGGCAAGUCAACGUGGAACACAAUCCCUGUCCACAUGGUUACUUCAGAUUAGGAUCCCUGAGGAACUGUACACCGUGGUUGUCUUGUGAGACCAUCAAAAGAGAAGUCCGUAAACUGAAACGUGUUGGUGAAGGGGCUGUGAAAAGGGUCUUCCUUUCUGAAUGGAAGGAAAACAAAGUUGCCCUUUCCCAGCUAACUGUGCCAGAGCUUCAGAAAGACUUCAUGCAUGGGCUUCAGAUGCUGAAAUCUCUACAAAGCAAGCAUGUGGUCAAACUGCUUGGCUAUUGUGAAGAGGAGUUCACAGUCCUUACAGAGUACCAUCCGUUUGGCUCCCUGAAGAAUCUGAAUCAGAUACUGAAUCUUCCAAAAUACAAGAACUCCAACAUGUGGCAAAACAGGUUCUUGCUGGCCAUAAACUAUGUGAGUAUUAUCCAUUACCUGCACAACAGUCCCCUGGGCACUUUUGUGAUGUGUGACUCCAAUGACUUAGAGAAAGUACUUUCACAGUACUUGUUGACAAGCAGCUUCCAUAUUGUUGUGAAUGACCUGGAUGCCUUGCCACUCGUAAACAAGAGUGCUGGUGAAUUGAUCAAGUGUGGCCAUCAGGAGCUGCAGGGUGAGUUUGUGGCUCCUGAGCAGCUUUGGCCUUAUGGAAACAAUAUACCCUUUGAAGACAAUCUCAUGCCUCCAUAUGAUGAAAUGACAGACAUAUGGAAAAUCCCUGAUGUUUCCAACUUUCUUUUGGGAGACGUUGAUGGGAGUGAUCUUGUCAGGUUUCACCUGUUUGGCAUCCAUCAGGCAUGUAAGAAGAGGCCAAACGAAAGACCUUCUGCUAAGAUGGUUUUGGACACAUACCGGAAUGUCCUAGCUUCACUUGUAAGAGAAACAGUUAUGCCAAAUACAAGGGACAUGUUAUAAAAAAUACUCACUGACUUGUUUUGGCUCUGUAAAAGUCAUAUUUCCCACUGAUCAUGUUUCAUAUAUAUUUCCUGGAGGGUGCUUCUAAAGAAUGUCAAAUUACAGCUAAACAGAGUAGCAUUUACACCAAUGGUGAGGAA